UGUUUCAGUCGCUUGAAACGUUUGCUCAGUCGCACGCGCAGUUGCUUUCAAUUCAAAUUCAAAUAAUGUAUGGCCAUUCAAUUAUUUCUUGAUACUUGUCACUCAGCUACGCUCCGACAAGAUCGUUGUUGUUUUUAAUUAUAACUUAAGUUUGUUCUAAUUGUGUAUAGUUUUAUCACUAAGAACAACCAUGGACGGUCCCGCAGGACCAUCGCCAUGUCAGCUACGAAAGGGAAGAGACGAAACCACGGAACGAUUGAGCGCUAAUGACAGUGGCAGUUGUCAGAAUGACAGCUGUCAGUGUGACAGAACACAGAACGAAGUCAAAAUAAAUAGCAAGAGGUUUGGCAGGGGUGCGGUAGAAUCAGGUUUAACACACGAAUGCGGCGUGUUCGGCGCAAUCGGCACAGGGGAAUGGCCGACUCAAGUGGACGUAGCACAAGUUAUAUGCCUCGGGCUUGUCGCGCUGCAGCACCGAGGUCAGGAAUCAGCGGGUAUAGUGACGUCAGAGGGCAAGAGCGCGCGCACGUUCAACACACACAAGGGCAUGGGUCUUAUCAAUAACAUAUUCAAUGACGAAGCCAUGAGGAAGCUAAAGGGCAACCUUGGAAUUGGACACACGAGGUACUCGACAUCAGCCGCGUCUGAGGAGGUGAACUGUCAGCCGUUCGUGGUGCACACCGCGCACGGGGCGCUGGCCGUCGCGCACAAUGGCGAGCUCGUCAAUUGCAGCAGCCUACGAAAGAUGGUGUUAGGUCGAGGAGUGGGACUAUCCACACAUUCAGACUCCGAACUGAUCACACAAGCCCUGUGUCUCAACCCACCGGAGGGAGAGACCAAUGGCCCCGACUGGCCCGCUAGGAUCAACCAUCUUAUGAGGCUAGCCCCUCUAAGUUAUUCCCUAGUAAUAAUGCUCAAAGACAAGAUAUACGCAGUGAGGGAUCCGUAUGGCAAUAGACCUCUCUGCCUUGGCAAGAUUCUUCCAUUGGGUUCCUCAUAUGUCUACAAAUCGUCAUCAUCGAAGCAUGCGGCUGUCCUUAUGAAUGGUUCUGCGAAGAACGGCGUGGAGGACAGGGCUGAAGGCUGGGUCGUGUCAUCUGAAUCCUGUGGAUUCCUUUCUAUCGGCGCCCGCUACGUGCGCGAGGUGCUGCCCGGCGAGAUCAUCGAGAUGUCGCGGCACGGCGUGCGCACCGUGGACGUGGUGGAGCGCCCCGCCGACAAGCACCAGGCCUUCUGCAUCUUCGAGUACGUGUACUUCGCGCGGGCCGACAGCAUCUUCGAGGGUCAGAUGGUGUACUCGGCGCGCCUGCAGUGCGGCCGCAUGUUGGCGCGCGAGUCGCCCGUGGACGCCGACAUCGUGUCGUCCGUGCCCGAGUCCGGCACCGCCGCCGCGCACGGAUACGCGCGACAGUCGGGGAUACCCUUCAUGGAGGUCCUGUGCAAGAACCGAUACGUCGGCAGAACGUUUAUCCAGCCCUCCACGAGACUGCGCCAGCUGGGCGUCGCUAAGAAGUUUGGUGCGCUGUCGGAGAAUGUGCGCGGGAAACGGAUCGUGCUCAUAGACGACUCGAUCGUGCGAGGAAACACGAUCGGACCGAUUAUCAAGUUGUUGAGGGAUGCGGGAGCGGCUGAGGUACACAUAAGGAUAGCAUCCCCGCCCCUCAAGUACCCAUGCUAUAUGGGCAUAAAUAUACCAACGAGAGAGGAGCUCAUUGCUAACAAAAUGGACUCAUUUAAACUCGCCGAACAUGUCGGUGCUGACAGUCUCGAGUACCUCAGCGUGGAGGGUCUUGUAAGCGCGAUCCACUACAACAUGAAGGUGACGCCCAGCGACGGAGUGGGCGGCCACUGCACCGCGUGCCUCACCGGGGAGUACCCGGGCGGCCUGCCCGAUGACGUCGACUGGUGAAAAUAGAACUAAUUCUGUUUGGAGUAAGGAGCAGUUUCUCGUAACAUAAGUGUAGCAAUGACGUCGUUUUCGGCGGUACUAUUAGUAAGUACGGAGCGAUAUAAUAAGGUCUACAGAGCAAAAACAAACGUGGAAUUGUUAUGUUUACUUUUCCUUUACAUACAUAAUUGUAGUACAACAGAAUACUUAAUAAUAUUUCCAGAAAGUUUUUAUAUACUCUGUGGAAGUCCAUAGAUAUUUUUGAAAAGUACACAAGAUAUGUUGUGAAAUAGUUACAUGGUAUGUUUGUAGGUUAUAUAGUAAUAAUACGGUAAACAAUAUAAAAAAAGAAUACCUCUUAUUUGAAUAUCAUAUAAUAAUACUCAAAUAUUGCAAAAUAGAAUACCGAAACUCUUAUAUGAUAAUGCAAUAAAUCUGGUAGUAACAUAUUUCUGUCCUUUGCAUUGGGUACCAUUCAUUUAUUACGUAAGACUAUUUUCGCUAUUUAUUGACCCCCUCCCCCCCUAAUAUAAGAAAAAAUAAGAACUGGCCGACCCCCUCCCUCCCUGUUUAAUAUUUAUUUCGUAAGAAUCUAAAGGAGAAAAUGAAUACAUAUUUGGUUUAUUUUACUGUUUAUUUUUCAAAGUAACAACUUUUUGAAAUGUGUUUAUUUGUAAUUUCAAAUAUUCUAAAGGUACGCAUCCGAACGAACCUCAGCAAUCGCGUGGUUUCCCGCGUUUUUUCAAAUAAUUUUAAUUUUUUUGAUCUUACGUAAGAAUUAUCGAAACUCCUUCCCCUCCGAAAUCGUCUUACGUAAUAAAUGAAUGGC
Molecule: messenger RNA, 2717 nt
Organism: Vanessa tameamea
Lineage: Eukaryota; Metazoa; Arthropoda; Insecta; Lepidoptera; Nymphalidae
Product: amidophosphoribosyltransferase-like
Exons: 14
Coding region: 191-1909 (572 amino acids)
Biological process (GO): purine nucleobase biosynthetic process; purine nucleotide biosynthetic process
Molecular function (GO): amidophosphoribosyltransferase activity
Source: RefSeq, a predicted model, not a curated record